Molecule: messenger RNA, 784 nt
Organism: Bemisia tabaci
Lineage: Eukaryota; Metazoa; Arthropoda; Insecta; Hemiptera; Aleyrodidae
Source: RefSeq, a predicted model, not a curated record
CGUCAAUUUCCUGUGUUGCGUUUGUACCAUUAAUCAGUGAAUUACCUCAGUGCUCAAAUGUUCAAGUGUCGAAAUUACAUUCAAAAUGUUACAAUUCCUGUUAUUUUACUUGUACAACAUUCCUCAGACGGUUAAUUGUUUUGUAGACCUAUCAGAUAGAGAAGUAGCACCAUUAGAUGAUGACGGACACAAGUUGCACUUACAACCUCUCGUGGCUGAACCAGGAAAAUUUAAGAUUACCUUUGGUCAGCUCGUAAAUGAAUUCAAGAACAUAGAAGAUACGCGCCAGUCCGCGUUGAAACAAAUACUGCGAAGUCCUCAAGUGACAAACAACAACAAGACAUCGAAAUUUCUGGAAGUUGCCACGAAACUUGACAUAGCUUUUAUGCGAAUAAGGAUCUACUGUGAUGCUGCUCGCGUUGUCUUCGAAGCUAUCAACUUUACCCAGCCAGAUGAUAACUUCCUGAGGGCAGCAGCUGUCAUGAAAAAAGAGAAGAAGUUAGACGAUCAGAUAGCAGACUUAUCUGAUUUGUUUGAAAGGAUGGAAGAGUCACUCACAGAUUUAACAGAGGAGCAAUGCGAUCCGUUUCAAUCUUUCAUAUUGUGUGUAUCAUACACACAAAUGAAAUUGGAACAGUUGGCUGUGCAGUAUGCCGAAGAUUAUCAGAAAACUAUAAAAAUCGCCAAAGACAACACUCAAACCUAGUAUAUCGACGGUGAAAGUCGGCAAUCACAUAACUCGUUUGCGGUGUCUGAAAAUCUCCGCCUAUACGUCAUUUUUUUA